Molecule: messenger RNA, 1883 nt
Organism: Patiria miniata (bat star)
Lineage: Eukaryota; Metazoa; Echinodermata; Asteroidea; Valvatida; Asterinidae
Product: proton-coupled folate transporter-like
Exons: 5
Coding region: 1-1482 (493 amino acids)
Biological process (GO): transmembrane transport
Cellular component (GO): plasma membrane
Molecular function (GO): transmembrane transporter activity
Source: RefSeq, a predicted model, not a curated record
AUGGCGUCCGAAGAAUGCAGCAGGAAGGAGGACAAGCACGCCAACUUUCAUCGCGCGUCCAGGCGACUUGUGACGGUGGAACCAAUCCUGAUCUUUAUCGACUGCGUCCAGGGAGCUCUUGUUACUCUACGGUCCCAGUACAUCGAGCAUCGGCUAGCUGAUGAUAGCAACUAUACCUUACCGAGCGGCCGCAAUAGUUGCGCCACCCAGGACGAGACCGACAGGCACAUUGAGGAUGAGACAGCGAUUUGGGUGACAUGGAUGAAGGAUAUGUCGGUCUUCCCGCCGAUCGUGGUGGCUCUGGUGCUGGGCGCGGCCAGCGAUUUCGUCGGCAGGAGACCCAUGUUCAUCAUCAACGCCUCGGGGCACUUCUUGGGGUCGGUCCUGUUCCUGUGUGUCGCCAUCUUCAAGCUACCGCUACCGUUGCUCAUCGUUGGAGAGCUCAUGUUGGGUUUGGCUGGGGAUGCCGUCUUCACUGCCAUCAUCGCCCAAGCUUACGUGGCCGAUAUCUACUCGGGUAAAGCCCGUACCUACCGGCUGGUCCUCUUAGAUGGCAUCAUUCAGUUAUCUUUUGGCAUUAGCCAGUUCGUCAUUGGAGAAAUCCUGCAGACAUCAGGCAUCAAUUUCAUCCUCGUCUAUUCUAUAACUGUUGGAAUAGCUCUAGCUAAUCUGCUGUACACCAUCAACCCGUUCUUCGUGCUGGAGACAGUCAAGCGGAGACCGUUCCCUCGAGGGGUACUGAAGGACCUCGUCUUCAACGUCUUGUCCCUCUUCGGUGCUUCUCACGCUGGCCGUAGGUGGCGCCUGGUACUCUUCCUUGCCGUCGCCUCUCUCUGGACAUUAGUCUUCGGCGGUGCAGGAGGAAAUAUCACUAUCUACGGAUUGUCGCCUCCUUUUUGUUGGACACCUCAGAUUGUGGGAGCCUAUGGCGCCCUCAUCAACGGGUUGACGGCAACAGUCGCCAUCGUUGCGGUACCAGUGCUGCGCAUGUGCAUGUCGUCAUACUGGAUGGUAUACAUCGGCUUCGUGUCGGGUAUCGGGUAUUUGAUCACCACGGCACUAGCACCUACAACACUCUGGCUGGCCUUUAUAGCGCCGGUAAUCGGUAUGUUUUACCUGAUGCCCCUACCGAUUGUGAAAGCCAAAAUUUCCGAACAAGUUGAUGACAAAGAGCAAGGGGCAGUUUUUGGAUGCUUAGCCGUUGCAAUCAGCUUAGCUCGAUUCAUUUCGCCCAUACUACUCAACGGUGUGCUCCAGCUUGAGGUAAAGAAGAAACACAACUCCCAGCCUACGGUCACAUACUACAUGGCAGCCGGGAUACUCAUCCUGCCCAUUAUUAUCAAUUUGAUUCUUCACAUUUUCCAGCCAAAGGAAAACGGCUACAAGAACCUGGACGACGACAGAGACAUCUGCACAUCUGCUUACGAGGACGAGGUUGACGCCUGCGCAGACCAGCCAACCGAAUGCAUCAACAGCCAAUAAGAUAAAAAAAGAUCCCUAGAUGACUUUGGUCAGUUCUCAAUCUCAGGCCUCGUCUCCGGGUUCAGCUUGUAUCUCCAAGGCACCAGAACCAUUAAUUUUGAUAAUCUUUAAUUUUUGAAACCUUAAAAAACAAACCUGUUUCAUAAGAAAUAUUUUUAUGUUCCUGUAUAUCAAACAUAUGAAGGGGCGAAGGCUGGAUGAAAAUGCGGCACCCAGGGAUCUGCGGUGAAAAGCGGAGCUUGGAAAUAUGAUAAACGGUUUAAAUCUUGUAUGGUACAUUUCUGUAAUAAGGCUUUUAAUUUGUGUUGCCAUCUGCGUACAAAUAUAAAACAUAUCCGCCUUACGAGUGGACUCCUUAUACUUGAUGCUAAAAGGCGGGGUGGAACCAGUGUAUAUACCCU